This is a messenger RNA of Scatophagus argus, 6357 nucleotides long. RefSeq names its product C-terminal binding protein 1. The coding region runs from base 1262 to 2707 and encodes 481 amino acids. NCBI's taxonomy places the organism in Eukaryota, Metazoa, Chordata, Actinopteri, Scatophagidae. The transcript has 9 exons. The record is from RefSeq and is a predicted model, not a curated record. Gene Ontology annotation, molecular function: transcription corepressor activity; oxidoreductase activity, acting on the CH-OH group of donors, NAD or NADP as acceptor; NAD binding.
UAGGUUUAUUUGGUUAUUUGAAUAUUUUAAUUCAUAAAGUAUUCAAAUUAAACUUUAUUAUACUAGCCUGAUUCUAAAAAGUUGGGACACAAUGUAAAGCAUAUAUGAAAAUAGUACAGAGUGGUUUUUAAAAGUGUUCUUGACCCUAUGUAGUAAUAUCUUUAAUACGGUUGUGUAUUUCAAAUCUCUCCCCAUCGCUACUUGUGAAAAAGCCUUUCAAAUAUGCCACUUUCAUGCUCUUAUAUCAUAAUACUAUCACCUGUUACCAAGUAGCCUGUUCACUGGUGAAUUUGGUGUUUUUGAGCAGUAGACAGUUUCCCCAGCCUUUUCUUGCCCCUGUUUUCACAUCUUUACCAAUAACAAUGAAAUUGAAUUCGUAAAAACAUUAAGAAUACAUGUACUGUUUUCCCUGAGUAUAUGUGAGAAAGGAUUAGAACUCUGUGAUACCCCUACAGCCAGACAGUUAAGCCUGAUUGUCAAAAAAAUAAUCUUUAAUACCUUAUUGCUUAAGUUAUGUGAUUUUUAGUCUGUCAACAUGUGGACACCACGCCGUUUUUAGCUUGAGCCUGCAAUUGCUAACAGUGCAGGCCAAUGAUAGUGAGGACAGAUAUCCUUUACAAAGUUUUUGCAUUCUUUGAAACCAUCUUCAUGUUUUGUUCGUGUAAUUGUAAUAUUUAAUUGUUAUUUUGAACAUAUUACCCAAGUAUUCUAAGAAGAUUAUGGUUUUGAUAAAGUUCUUUUGUGUUAUGGUGGUGAAAGGUAAAUAGCUUGCUUCUCUUUGGUGCUCUUUACCUGAAGUACUCAUGUUGUAAAAACACCAAACUUUAUUGUAUUUUUUACCUCGUCUCAGUGCAUUUGAGAGUGGAGGAGGUGGUCUUUGUGAAUUUUUUUGUUAAAAGGGUAUGCAGGGAAUGUGCACAUGGAAGAUUUGUACUGUAUUCCAUAUUGAAGAUAAUGGAAAAUUAGUAUGUUUUUACACGUAGUCAGAGCUGGUACAGUGCAGUUUUCUAUACAGUGUUUUGAGCUGUUGUGGAGUGGAGUGUAGAUGAUGGAGAUCAGACAUAAUGGUGUGCUAAAAUGGAGGGAACUGUCUGGAGAGUCUCUGGAGACGGGUGAGAGGGAGAGGACAAGGUGAAGGGUCGUGGCCGCAACUACAGGGAAACAGACCAGCUGUCUCUUUAAAAAACAACAACAGCCCAAAUGACCCUAGGCCUCAGCCUGGGCUAUGCUAAUGAGGUUAGUGCUGGUUGGCUUGUCCUGAAUGAAGCCGUCUGUGAUUGGAGGCUGGUUAUGGGGGAGGGGCUGGGCGUGGAUGACAGCUGGGAUUCAGCCAGCCAAGAGCAGGCUGACAGAGAGAGGGAGGAAAAAAAGAGCGAUAGAGGGAGAGCAAGGCAAGAGAGAGGAAGACAGGCUCACAGACUUCAAAAUGCAAGGUAUCCGACCCCCCAUCCUGAACGGGCCAAUGCACCCACGGCCCCUGGUGGCCCUUUUGGACGGGCGUGACUGCACUGUAGAAAUGCCCAUUCUCAAAGAUGUGGCCACAGUAGCCUUCUGUGAUGCCCAGUCUACACAAGAGAUUCACGAGAAGGUGCUAAAUGAGGCAGUGGCUGCCUUACUCUACCACACCAUCACACUGUCCAGAGAUGACUUGGAAAAAUUUAAAGGUCUCCGCGUAAUUGUCAGGAUUGGCUCUGGCUUUGACAAUGUUGAUAUCAAAGCAGCUGCUGAGCUAGGCAUUGCCGUCUGUAACGUGCCCGCGGCCUCGGUGGAGGAGACAGCCGACACUUCGCUAUGUCUGAUUCUCAACCUUUACAGGCGAGUUACCUGGAUGCACCAGGCCCUCAGGGAGGGAACCCGUGCCUCAAGUGUGGAACAGAUCAGGGAGGUAGCCGGUGGUGCUGCUCGCAUCCGGGGUGAGACCCUGGGUAUUAUUGGUCUAGGGCGUGUUGGCCAAGCAGUGGCUCUGCGGGCUAAGGCCUUUGGUUUUGGUGUGAUCUUCUAUGACCCCUACCUGCCAGAUGGCGUGGAGCGUUCACUGGGCCUGCAGCGCAUGGCUACCCUGCAGGACCUGCUCAUCCACUCUGACUGUGUGUCCCUGCACUGCAGCCUCAACGAGCACAACCACCACCUCAUCAAUGACUUCACCAUCAAACAGAUGCGUCAGGGAGCCUUCCUGGUGAAUACAUCAAGAGGUGGCCUGGUUGACGAGAAAGCAUUGGCUCAGGCCCUGAAAGAGGGCCGGAUACGAGGGGCUGCCCUGGAUGUCCAUGAGACGGAACCUUUCAGUUUUUCAACAGGCCCACUAAAGGAUGCCCCUAAUCUGAUCUGCACUCCGCACACAUCCUGGUACAGUGAGCAAGCAUCUGUGGAGGCUCGUGAGGAGGCAGCCAGGGAGGUUCGCCGUGCCAUCACUGGACGUAUCCCUGACAGCCUGAAGAACUGUGUUAAUAAGGAGUAUCUGAUGGCAGCCUCUCAGUGGCCCAGCAUGGAGGCAGCCACUGUUCACCCAGAACUUAAUGGAGCCACUUACAGAUUUCCUCCAGGUCUGAUCAAUGUUGCAGCAGCAGGGGGUCUGCCCGGAGCUGGCGGAGGGGUUGAAAGUCUGGUUUCAGGAACCCUGGCGCACGGCAUCGCCCCUGUCUCCCACCCUCCUCAUGCCCCUUCCCCUAAGGCUGAAGCCGACAGAGACAUCCCCUCCGACCAAUAGCCCCCUCCCGCCGCGGCCAGCACAUUCCGUCACCUCUGGAAACCAGCCCCCACCUCCCAGCAUCAGACGCAGCCCGACCCUCCAGUACAUUGGCAGCGCCAGUUUGACCUGAUGUGGAUCUACACAGUCUUGUUCCUCAGAUCACAUAACCAGCCCAGGAGUGACUUAUCCACAGCUAGCUCCAUCCCAUCCACACCCCAAGAACAGACACAUCCCUCCAUCUUCCUUCUCAUCUGACCCUUUCACCUGCCAUCCCCUCCGCCCUUCACUCCCUCACAACGUCAGCAAUAACUGUUCUCAAGGAUUCAAUGAUUGGAUUGGUUUAUAUGGUUAGUUGGCUGUUGUUUUAAUGGAACAUUGAUCUGUUGUGGUUCUAGGUGUUAAUGUUUGUUUGUUUGUAAAAAAAAAAUAUAUAUAUCAUUUCUGACACGAGGCUUUACAGUCUGUUGCCUCUUGCAGUCCUCCUCUGAUUCUUACCUGUAGAGGCACAGAGGCAGAAAAGUUGAAGCCCCCCUUUGUACAUUAACGGCUCAUGUUACUGCUCUCUUCUUCUUUUCUCCCCUACGCCUUUUUCUUGUGAUGGGGGAAAUGUGUACUUAAGGAAACCAGACAGAAUCACAAUGCAUCCUGUCCUCCCUACCAGGCAUUUAGGCUACCCCUCAGCACAGUUUGGCCCUUGGCACUGUCAUCAGCGUGCUCAGCAGACGGGGUCUGUAAUGCUGUCAGUAUUGAGCUCUCUCUGACAGUCAAAGUAUAUUUUAUCUGCACAGCUCACACUUCAGAUAGUGAUACCCAAGUUCCUUUUUACAGCUGUGACCGUCAUAUUUUAGGACAGUCAUCCCUGUGCUUACACAUGCUUUGUCUGUUGUUGGUUGUUUUGGCAUGAAAUAAUGGAUUAGAGCGUCAUAACAGAGUACAUCUAGGCAUGAACUUCCAUCUUCCAGCCGGAGAGCUACGUGUGAGGUCUUGAUGCAUUGUGCCCGCACAAGAGUCAAACACAGCAAACACUUCCUUGCUGGCAAAACAGCACGCCAGAGGUGUCGCCAGCAGAGGGCAUCAGCUGACCAUUCUGUGAGAUUUGCAUGUAGCUCAUUUCAGUCCAGCAGAUGGACAGUUACAGGUUAACCGUAGUGAUGAAGAACAUGACCACACACUGCCUACAUUCAGAACCCAGGAUGGAUGACCAGGACUUGACUACCACCUUGUUGUUUAAUUAGAUCUUGCUGCACCCCACCACCCUCCACUGUCAUGGCCCCCCUAACACAUGUGCCCAUGAACCAGUAUGCAUCCACCGAUUCCUUUAAGUGUGAGGGGACAGUAGAGAUUAGAUUUCGUGUAGGAGCAAGGAGACCGAGUUCUUGCAUGCUGGCUUUGUUAAUGAUAGUGGCAUGUGUGUGUGCGUGUAUGCAGAUUUGUGUGUGCGUGUGUGUGUGAUGUCCCUCACCCUAUUAUGAUAACAAGCUAUCGUCUUUCCAAAGGAAUAGUCCCUAGGAGUAACUCUUUAACGCUGUUGCCCUGGUGUCAAGGGAACACCUUUCUAGUACCUCAGUAACAGAUAUUGAAUGUACCGUGCAUACCCUUUUAUUUUUUGUACAGAUUUUCUAGAUACUUCUUAACUAUUCUUUACCAGAAGGGUUGUGAAAUUGUAGCAGUAAUGAUACAAUAAAAAAAAAGGUUUCCCCAUGAAAUAAAUUGACAAAAAAUAUUUUUAGGUUCGCUUUAGGUCACUGAAUACUCAGGCUUCAAAACCGACGUGUAUCUCUUUGCCUUUACCUUUUAUUUCCCCAUUGUGGAAAAUUCAGCACAACCCUUUCCCAUUCUUAGACUUCAGACUGUAGUUGAUGUGUCAACCUUCAUCUUACUGGCUAAUGAAUAAUAAGGAAAAAACAAAAGUGGUUUGCCAUGGUCUGCUAGUUUUCUUUUACUAGGACAGUAGUAGUAGAUGCUGUUUUGUUGACCUUUUUGCCCCCUUUCGUCGUCAGGCUGCUCUAUCUAUAGUGCAUGUGAGGUAUCGUUUUAGGGGAAAUACUAUUGGCUUAAAGAAUUUGUGUCAUCUUGCUGUUUCCCUCUGCUCCUCUGGCCUUUUCCCCCCUCAGAGUGUUUUCAACCCGAGUUGCCAUUUUUGUCGUGGUCAGUUUCUGGUGAUGUACAGUUUUCCCCUCAGAGUCUACAAGAGACAUGGAGCAUGUCUGUGUCCUGAGAUACUAGGCUCCUCUGUCAUGUGAUGAGUAUAUAUUUUUAAAAAAUAACCCCCAUAGUUUGGAUUAUGAGCAUAAUAGUGAUCUUAAAUUUUGCUGUUUGAUGAUGAUGAUUAUAUAUAUUUUUUCAGUUCAGCAGUGCACUGUUAUAAAAACUAUUGUUUUAUUGUAGGAUUUCAUUUCUAUGGAUAUGCUUAAUGUGUUCUACAUGUUGUACUGAAACAUUUCAGAGAAAACGAGAUCCCUCUCCUUUUUUUUUUUUGUUUUUUUUUGUUUUUUUUUUAUUCCCCCUGUGUUUUCCCAACUGUCUGUUCCAGCUGAUUUCCUCUGGGCCUUACUUAUUCUCUCCCUGUAAGAGUAGCUGUUAUACAAAGUCGCCAUGGAACCACUCACUGCCUUAAUACAGUUGACCACAGCAGGUGAAGUCAGGAGACACACCCAGUUGAAAAGAACAGACCACAAUCAAGGCCGCUCCGCAAAAUGCUCCUCGCAACCUGACAGGCCUAAAUCCACAACACCUCGCAUGUCUCGUUCAACGGUGAACCAUGUUAAGCUUAAGUUAAGUUUGUUUUUGGCUCAGACACAUAAAUCCAGUGUGAAUUCUUACUUGGCAUUAAUGUGCAAGAUGUUUAUUUUAUCAAAUUUUUAAAAAGUUGAAUUCAGCCCGGCAGUGUGUAUGUACGUUGGCCAACAGAUAAGCACAGUGUGUAUGCUCUCAAAGCCACAGCUAAUAUUUCAGUCUUGGGUGAGAGAAUGCCCACACCCGCCCACCCAGUGCUACCACCACUCUGGAGCUUUAAAGGUGUGGGGGCGGGGGGGAGGGAGGGGAGGGGAGGGCAGUGCGGUCAUUUGGUGUGGUCUGUCAAAAAGGAAAAAAAAAAAAAGCUGAAAAUUAAGAAUCGGUCAAUUUAUCUCUCUCAGGGUUCAAAUGCACACAUAUCCUCCAGCAGUCGCCCUCUGUCUCAUGUCCUUUGUCCAAAGUUUUCUGCCCUCAGAGUGUAGAACAGCCUCCUGUGUUUUUAGAAAUCGCUUUCCCCUCGGUCCCCUCUUUGUGCACAGGUCUGAAUUUUUUUUUUCUCCCCUCUGUUUUGCUUUGUUUUUGGCACUGACAUCUAACCAUCUAACAAGGAAUGAAUGAAUGUUUGAAAGUGACUGUGUGUAAUGUUAAAAAUUGGGAAAUGUAUUUUUACAACAUGUGAACGUGUUUGUUUUUUUUUUUGGUUGUUUUUUUUUUUUCCACUCACUCUCAUUGUGAAUUGAUUUUUUUUUUCUUUCACCAGACUGCAAAAACAAACAAACAAAAAACAAAACAAAAAAAAAAUCUCCUGUAACUAGGCUCUUAAGCUUUAUUUUUGUUUUUGUUUACUUUUUUAUUAGAAACAAUCAUGUUUGUGAUGGUAACUUCCAAUGGUAAACUCCACACCGUAUUUUAAUAAAAUCUCAAAAAAUAAA